CGGCGGGCGGACCGGCGCGAGCGUGUAUGAGCGCCAGUCUGUGUGUGAGCGUGUGUGUGUACGCGUCAGUGGGCUAGGGACGAGAGCCCGGGGAGUGCCUGAGAACGCGGCAGCGCGGGCGGGAGCCGAACGAGCAGCGGACCGGCCGCGGCGAGGCGCUGUGGCGCUCGGGGCGGAGGGGCAGCCAUGCAGCCUCUCAGGGAAAAUAUUCUUUUUGGGAUGGGAAAUCCUCUUCUUGACAUUUCUGCAGUUGUGGACAAAAAUUUCCUUGAUAAGUAUGGUCUGAAACCCAAUGACCAGAUUUUGGCAGAGGAGAAGCACAAAGAACUGUUUGAAGAACUUGUAAAAAAGUUCAAAGUGGAAUAUCAUGCUGGUGGUUCUACACAGAAUUCUAUUAAAGUUGCUCAGUGGAUGAUUCAAAGACCCUUCAAAGCAGCAACAUUCUUUGGUUGCAUUGGCAUGGAUAAAUUUGGUGAGAUCCUGAAGAAGAAAGCUGCAGAAGCCCAUGUGGAUGCACAUUACUAUGAACAGAACGAGCAGCCCACGGGAACUUGUGCCGCCUGCAUCACCAGUGACAAUAGGUCCCUUGUUGCCAAUCUUGCUGCCGCCAAUUGUUAUAAAAAGGAAAAACAUCUUGACUUGGAAAAAAACUGGAAGUUGGUAGAGAAAGCCAAAGUUUAUUACAUAGCAGGCUUUUUUCUUACUGUUUCACCAGAAUCUAUAUUAAAAAUAGCUCGCCAAGCUUCUGAAAGCAAUAAGAUCUUCACUUUGAAUCUUUCUGCACCAUUUAUUUGUCAAUUCUUCAAGGAACCAAUGAUGAAAGUAAUGCCUUAUGUUGACAUCCUUUUUGGAAAUGAAACCGAAGCCGCCACUUUUGCUAGAGAGCAAGGCUUCGAGACUGAAGAAAUUAAAGAGAUAGCCCGGAAGGCACAAGCCCUGCCAAAGGUGAACUUGAAAAGGCAGCGAACUGUAGUCUUCACCCAAGGGAAAAAUGACACAAUAAUGGCCACAGCAAAUGAAGUCAUUGCUUUCCCUGUCUUGGAUCAAAACCAGAGUGAAAUAGUUGACACCAAUGGAGCUGGAGAUGCCUUUGUUGGAGGUUUUCUGUCCCAGCUGGUUGCUGACCGGCCCUUGACCGAGUGCAUCCGCGCGGGCCACUAUGCUGCCAGCAUCAUCAUUAAGCGCUCUGGCUGUACCUUCCCAGAGAAGCCAGACUUCCAUUGAUGAGCGCAAGGAAGAGCUCAGAUGGAAAGCCAGUGCCCAGAUUGGUUCCUGCUCAUCUCCCGCAUCACGGCUUCCAUACUCAUCUUACUAGAGAAGAACCUUUUCCUAUUACAAUGAUACAUACUCUUUAAUUUAGGGGGUACGAUGCUUAAGUAGAAGCUUUAUUCUCUCAUCAACUUGAAAAAGUGGUAUUAUUUACAUAAUUUAGUAGUCUCAUUCAAAUGUCAGUUACUUAAACAGUGUUAUAACAUUUCAUCUUACGCAUUUUCAAUUACUUUGUAAAUUCAUAUGUGUCUAGGAGACUGGCUAAUUUUUUAAAAUUUCUGCUUUGAACACAGUUUCAUAAUUUCAUAGGUAUGAAAAUGUAUCAAUCCUAACAUCAAUUUAGGCUUUUUUAUGGGUAUAUUUAAUUUAGGAGCAUAUAUGUAUAUAUAUAUAUAUGCAAAGCAUAUAUAUAUAUAUAUUAAAAUUAAGGUACAGAAAUAUUUAUGCUAAGCUUCUUACCAAGAUAUGCCAAAUAGUCUCUUCAACGCACACUUCAAACAUAUAAUGAAUUUUGGGUAAUUUAACAAUUUGCCAAAUUUUAGAUUAUAUUAAAAUAUUCAGAUCAUAACCUGAUACUUCCUGAUGGUACUAUGUAAUUUGAUACUGAUAAAAUAAACCUUAUGAGAUAUGAA
Molecule: messenger RNA, 1901 nt
Organism: Antechinus flavipes (yellow-footed antechinus)
Lineage: Eukaryota; Metazoa; Chordata; Mammalia; Dasyuromorphia; Dasyuridae
Gene: ADK
Product: adenosine kinase
Exons: 11
Coding region: 187-1224 (345 amino acids)
Biological process (GO): purine ribonucleoside salvage
Cellular component (GO): cytosol; nucleus
Molecular function (GO): adenosine kinase activity
Source: RefSeq, a predicted model, not a curated record